Messenger RNA from Parasteatoda tepidariorum (common house spider), 360 nucleotides. The record is from RefSeq and is a predicted model, not a curated record. Lineage: Eukaryota; Metazoa; Arthropoda; Arachnida; Araneae; Theridiidae.
GAUAAUGUGGUUACACACAUAUGUUGCUCUGCUAAUAUAUAAAGAGAAAUGCUGUGAUUUAAUCAUUUCCGUACUCUGAUUAAGGAACGAGGCAAAAAAAUGUAUAUGCUCAUCCUGCUAGGUUUAGUUAUUGGGGCGUUCGCUGAUGAGUGUCCCUCAAAUUCUCACUAUAACGACUGUGGAAGUGCUUGUCCAAUUACGUGUGAGAACUACAAAGACCCUCCAACCUUUUGCAUUCGAAUAUGUGUACCUGGCUGCCAUUGUGAUGAAGAAGAGGGAUACGUUAAAACAAAAGAUGGACGAUGUGUUUUACCUGAAGAAUGUGGACCAAAUGGUUUGUAAAACAUUUUACUUAAUAAU